GCGUCCCAUCUGCAGCUUCCUCUUUUAGCCCUGAUAUCAGGGACUUUGCAUCAGCUGCUAUUUGCUCACGAUUGUGUGCAUUUUGACGGACAGACUCACGACGGAUUCUUUAGGCUGGAUUUACUUGGGAGGCUUUGAGGAGCAGUUCAGCAGACAUGAAGGCAUCAACAAAAUGCACGGUUGGUUUCGGAAAAUCUUAAAAACAGGAGAAACUCUGUCAAUACAGCGUGAAAAAGAAGAGAUCAUAACCCCAAACUCUGUGACGUCUGUCGCCUCUUUAUCAUCUCCGUCUGCCUCUCCGCUGCCUGCAGAGCCAUCGGGGAAAUCCCCGUCCAGACCACAGCAACUGCAGCUUGCUCUCACAUCUGAGCAGAGAUGGAAAAAGAAAUAUGACCUUUUUGUGUGCCACAGCUCUACUGACUCAGACAUGGAGGAGGCCACUCGGCUUGUUUUGUCUCUCGAGGCUGCCCCCCACAAACUCCGAUGUUAUCUGUGGCACCGCGACGCCUGCCCGGGAGCUGCCAUCGCUACAGAGUUUGCCCACGCCUUGAAGGAAAGUCAUGUAUGGGCGUUACUUAUCACCCCCAGCUUUGUGCAGGAUGACUGGUGCAAAUAUGUGAUGCACCAAGUUUUGGCAGAGGGACCCAUGUCCAACAGGAUGAUUCCCUUGCUUCAGAACCUGCCACACACAGAGUAUCCUGUGGAACUGAGAUUCUACUACUACAUUGAUUUGAGCAGGAACCCAGACAGAGGUCACAGCAGUGUCAACAAGUCUGUGCUGAGGUACUUGGAGAAUCUGGCCCAAAAAGAGUUGAAAUCUCAUCGCAAGCUGGACAUGUCUGAGAGCAGCUCUCAAAAGGACAAAGAGACGUUGAAGCAAUGCUCCCCUGCAACUUCAACUCUGCCUGUGACGAAUGUGGAAGAGAAAUAGACUUUCCAAUGACUCAUGCAGAGAUUGUAAGCCGAAAAUAAGUCUGCUGCUACUGACCAAGACCACAUUAGUGACUUUAUCGUGACACUAGUUUUACCAGAAAUGUGUGUGUGUGUGUGUGUGUGUUGCUCAUACAGUGACAAUGAUGCAGUGGUUGGUGAUUUAUCUCUUUUUGGAAUCUACACACCCUCUGUUCAUUCAAAAAUCUGAAUGUAAGCCAUGCAAGGGUCACUCUGCCACGCAGCAAAUGCCAGCUAGAGUUUCCCCUGUAGACCUCACAGAUGUCACUUAGGACAAAAAGCUGGUUUUUGAUUAAGCUAACUGGAAAACUAGACAGCGUUUAGCUCUUUAGGUGUCAAACACCACGCCUAAAUCAUAUCAUCUACUACACAAAUGUUUUUGAUCCUCAGCUUUGUCUUUUUUUUUAUCACGAGAUCAACUGAAGGUCACAUAGAUUUGAUCUAUACUGUGUCAUAGUACUACUUUUCUGUUUAAAACAUAAGCGGAGGUUUAGCAUCACAACAUAAAAAACCUCUGAUUUUUCUUCAAGGGGGCUGACAUUCUAACAUUGAAAUCAAUCUAAUCUCUAAAAGGUGCUGCUGGGUUACGAGGCUUUCUCUAAUACUCAUGCAGACAAAAAGAGCUAUCCAGACGAUUACUGAAUUAAAAAAAAACCUAGUUUCCUAUUUCAUCAGAAAGUUCAGGCUUUCUGUUUACUGUCCUGUAUGAAACACAUGGUCUUUAGGUGAAAAUAUUUUAGUCUGUUAUUUAUUGAAAAAACAUUGAAGGCAACAAGAAGUAAAAUUGUUCAAGCUUGAUCUAUUUAAGGUGUUUAAAGCCCCACUCUGAUCAUCUUUUCAUCUUUUUUAAAAGCAGUCCCAGUGAUCUUUUAAUGCUGUUUUUAGCCAAAGUAAAAAAACUGACAUGUUUUAGGACAUAUUUUCUGCAGAGCAGCAGGAGUUCAUUAGAAAUAUCUCUUAGUAUUGGGAGGGACUCUUGGCAUGGGGUAAGCCUGCCCCUACUUCCCGACAUCCAUCUGUUUUUGCAUUCUCCUGACAGCUUACAGCCCUCACACUCCAACCUAAUAUUACACAUCCAAGCAGUGUUGGAGCUAUCAAGCGGUACAGUUUAGAUCCAGAUUCCAGCCCAGACGAGGAAAACAAAGACAUUCAUGGAUCUAUUUGUCUGCAAGUGGAUGAUCAGAAUGGAGCAGUGGCUCACCCACUGUAGCUUCUACGCCACUGCUACAAGCUUCUAAUUUUUUAUUUCAGUCUGCUCCCAAUUCAACACAAUUUGAAUAAAGAAAUAGUCAGAAAUCCAAUUUUAAGCUGAAUUUUCUUUAUACAUGUCCUAUAUCUAUAUGUUACACGUUGGGCUUAAAAGAGGUUUGAUAUUUAAACACCUGUACCCCUAUUGACUACAGAGUUUUCUGGUGUUUAGCUCCUGAGAAUAAUUUUAAUGAUUGAAUGUUUUAUGAAGAAAACAAAUGACUUUUGUCGUGUUUUAUCUACAUUUGUGGUGAAAUGUAAUAAUAAAAGAACAAGCUACUAAACAGAA
This is a messenger RNA of Oryzias latipes (Japanese medaka), 2488 nucleotides long. It is a transcript of the gene tirap, whose product is annotated as toll-interleukin 1 receptor (TIR) domain containing adaptor protein. Gene Ontology annotation, cellular component: plasma membrane; cytoplasm. The record is from RefSeq and is a predicted model, not a curated record. Gene Ontology annotation, molecular function: Toll-like receptor 4 binding; Toll-like receptor 2 binding. Lineage: Eukaryota; Metazoa; Chordata; Actinopteri; Beloniformes; Adrianichthyidae. Gene Ontology annotation, biological process: positive regulation of tumor necrosis factor production; toll-like receptor 4 signaling pathway; positive regulation of canonical NF-kappaB signal transduction.